GCUGUAAAGAUAAAAAAAGAAAAAACAGCCCCCUCGUCUGCGCAGACUCAGUCACUGAGGAAGAGUCAGAGCUCGCGUCCCACAGAGGAUUUCACGUCUCCCUAAAAAGCUCUUAGGAGCUCAUCAUCACCUGUAAAGCUGUAUAAGUAUCGGGUUGACGGGACUGAAGGAAGCGGCACGUCGUACGGGGAGCUGCCUGCUGAAAUCGCCAUGAGUUACAAACCCAUUGCUCCUGCACCAUCUGGCUCCAACCACACUCCACCAGGGUCUUCUGUGCCCUCUCCCUCUCUUCCAUCGUCGUCCAACUUCAGGCCAGCCUUCAGUGACUUUGGCCCGCCCUCCAUGGGCUUUGUUCAGCCUGUGAAAGUGUCCCAAGGGUCCACCUACAGUGAGCUCCUGUCUGUCAUUGAGGAGAUGAGCCGUGAGAUCAGGCCCACGUACGCAGGGAGCAAGAGCGCUAUGGAGAGGCUAAAGAGAGGUAUAAUCCAUGCCCGUGCACUGGUCAGGGAGUGUCUUGCAGAGACGGAGAGAAGCGCCCGCACAUAACCUUUUGGACAAAUCCCUCCACCUGGCACUGGCACUCUUUUUCCUGUGACACCUGCCCACAUCGUGAUCCCCAUUCGAUGUUUUAUAACCUUUUUUUUUUUUUGUUGUUAUUAUAAAUUAAAUCCUUCCUCUUUCCACUGGCUUUUUAGAGGUGCAUUAUGCCCCCUUGUAUCUGUUCACAGCAUUUCCCCCUCGCCCAUUUUGGUAAAGACAAACUUUCCGCAACUCGUUGGGCGUACGCAAACAGAAAAUUUUAUAUCUAUUUUAAAAAUGUGGGGAAUUUCAGCAUUUUUAGGUCAAGCUGGGGAUAUCAAAGUGGAUGGGAAUGUUUAUAUUUGUUCAACAAUGGGAUUUGACCAAGAAAGUUGACUUUUUUUAAAGAUGUCCCCACUGCACCAGUGCUCCUGUGUCGAUUUUGAACAUCCAGUUUUCAACCCAUGAGCAUUUUCUGUUAUUCUGUACAUCUUGAAUAUCCUCCUGUUCCUUUCACCCUUGUUUUGUUUUCCAUAUUUUGUAAACACACAUCGGACGUUUCUCAUUCCCAAGAACUCUGUAUAUCUCAUGUCAGUUUGUUAGUAUGGAAAUUUUGUAAACCAGAUUUUUGAGAUUCGGUAUGUAUAAAUAAAAAAAAAAAAAAAAAUCACAAAAAAACUGUAAAAUGCUUUUUAGGGUUUUAAGAUGUUACAGUAGGUUUUAUCAAACAAAUGUGAUUCAACAUCUUUGAAUGGAGUGUUUUUUUGUUUUUAUAAAAGUAGUUGAAAUGUUUAUUGACCUUGGAAAUAGUGUUUUGACAACAUACUUGGCAGAUUUAUUUCUUUAUUUUUAGGAAAUUAAACUCAACGGCCUUAAUCUAGAAAACAUUUAAAGAGCAAGGACAGUUUGUUUUUUCACUCAAGACUUCUGAUUGAUAGAAAACAUCCAAAUUUUUUUUUUUAAUAAAUCCAGCUCUAUAGGCCGUAUUUAACAAAACACAAAGCUGAGGAUAAACACAGAUUUAUUUACAGUUCCACAAUCACAACCUCAAUAACAUGUCACUGCAGGCAAGCUUGGGCUAAAUGACGCACUGCUUCACAUGAACAGUAAAGAGUAGCUCUUUCUAAGCAAGUGAAUGAGAUACUGUGAGUUUGCGCAGAGUACAUCUUGACAUAAAAAUAAAGGUAGUAUUUGGUACAUACGUGAAAUAAGUACACAGUAGAAAGCAAAGACAAUGAAAGUGUUUUACAAGAUUGUCGCAGAGGUUACGUUUCAUGGCCCACGUAUCAUGUAGUCAUGGUGAUUCUGCUGUGACCAUAAUAGAAAGGGGGUGCGAGGCAAAGAUGAGAUACAUGAUUGUCCAAAAAAAACAAGAUUUUCUGAUCAUUUUGAUCAUGGUAAUGGGCUCCCAAAUUGCAGAUAAGUUGAUCAUUAAAAGGAAAACGCUCCCUUUAAGAAGGUAAAUGGAAAAAAAAAACAACCUUCCUUUAAAUUAAUAUUACAGACUGAAUUAAUGGCUG
Haplochromis burtoni (Burton's mouthbrooder) is the source of this 2039-nucleotide messenger RNA. RefSeq names its product cyclin-dependent kinase 2 associated protein 2 (gene cdk2ap2). The transcript has 5 exons. Gene Ontology annotation, cellular component: nucleus; cytoplasm; microtubule. Lineage: Eukaryota; Metazoa; Chordata; Actinopteri; Cichliformes; Cichlidae. The record is from RefSeq and is a predicted model, not a curated record. Gene Ontology annotation, biological process: regulation of microtubule cytoskeleton organization; negative regulation of G1/S transition of mitotic cell cycle. The coding region runs from base 211 to 546 and encodes 111 amino acids.